UGGGGGUGGCGGCCAGCAUGCUGCUCGGCUGCGGCUCGGCCUCCCACACCCGCGGCGCCCGCGUCCUCGCCAGCAGCGCUGGCGGCCGAUCGGCAAGCGGCACCCGCGUCUGCUGCGGCGCUGGGUCCGAGCGCGCGGCGCGGGGCGGCGACGGCUGCGGGGGUCCGCGCCCGGGCGGGGACCGGGGGACCCGGCAUGGCGCUACGGAGAGGCAGCGGGGCGCUGGGGCUUCUGCUGCUGAGUGCCGCGUGCCUCAUCCCGCCGAGCGCGCAGGUGAGGCGGUUGGCGCGCUGCCCCGCCACUUGCAGCUGUACCAAGGAGUCCAUCAUCUGCGUGGGCUCCUCUUGGGUGCCUAGGAUCGUGCCUGGCGACAUCAGCUCCCUGAGUCUAGUAAAUGGAACAUUUCUGGAAAUCAAGGACCGAAUGUUUUCUCAUCUGCCUUCCCUACAGCUGCUGUUGCUGAAUUCUAACUCAUUCACAGUGAUCCGAGAUGAUGCCUUUGCUGGCCUCUUUCAUCUUGAAUACCUGUUCAUAGAAGGGAACAAAAUAGAAACCAUUUCAAGAAAUGCCUUUCGGGGCCUCCGUGACCUGACUCACCUAGACUUAAGGGGUAAUAAAUUUGAAUGUGACUGCAAAGCCAAAUGGCUGUAUCUAUGGCUGAAGAUGACAAAUUCCACAGUGUCUGAUGUGCUGUGUAUCGGUCCACCAGAAUACCAGGAGAAGAAACUCAAUGAUGUAACCAGCUUUGACUAUGAGUGUACUACCACAGGUCCCCAGACUGGUGUUGCAAAGCAGAGAGGAUGGCAGCUGGGAUUCUCUCUGGGAUUGUACGAACUAAUAUUUCUUUUUCAACACCCACUCUCAGAUUUUGUCGUUCAUCAGACUCUGCCGUACCAGUCGGUGUCAGUAGACACGUUCAACUCCAAGAACGAUGUGUAUGUGGCCAUCGCUCAGCCCAGCAUGGAGAACUGCAUGGUGUUGGAGUGGGACCACAUAGAAAUGAAUUUCCGGAGUUAUGACAACAUCACAGGCCAGUCCAUUGUGGGCUGCAAGGCCAUCCUCAUCGACGACCAGGUCUUUGUGGUGGUGGCCCAACUCUUCGGUGGCUCUCACAUUUACAAAUACGAUGAGAGCUGGACAAAGUUUGUCAAAUUCCAGGACAUAGAGGUGUCUCGAAUCUCCAAGCCCAAUGACAUCGAGCUGUUUGAGAUCGACGAUGAGACCUUCUUCAUCAUCGCCGACAGUUCGAAAGCGGGACUGUCCACAGUUUACAAGUGGAACAGCAAAGGGUUUUACUCCUACCAGUCGCUGCACGAGUGGUUCAGGGACACGGAUGCAGAGUUUGUCGACAUCGACGGGAAGUCACACCUCAUCCUGUCUAGCCGCUCCCAGGUCCCCAUCAUCUUGCAGUGGAAUAAAAGUUCCAAGAAGUUUGUCCCCCAUGGUGACAUCCCCAACAUGGAGGAUGUGCUGGCUGUGAAGAGCUUCCGAAUGCAGAACAGCCUCUACCUUUCUCUCACCCGGUUCAUUGGGGACUCUCGAGUCAUGCGGUGGAACAGUAAGCAGUUUGUGGAGGUCCAGGCUCUUCCAUCCCGGGGGGCCAUGACCUUGCAGCCCUUCUCCUUCAAAGAUAACCACUACCUGGCCCUGGGGAGUGACUACACAUUCUCACAGAUAUAUCAGUGGGAUAAAGAGAAACAGCAGUUUAAAAAGUUUAAAGAAAUCUAUGUGCAGGCUCCCCGGUCCUUCACAGCCGUCUCCACCGACAGGAGAGAUUUCUUUUUUGCAUCUAGUUUCAAAGGGAAGACAAAGAUUUUUGAACAUAUCAUUGUUGAUUUAAGUUUGUGAAGGUGUGAUUGGAAGGAUUUCAAAGAUGUGUAGUGUUAGCUCUCACAAGAGAGAGAGGACCAAGAAGAAAUAAAAUUUAAAAAAAGAAAAUCAUAAAGUAAGCCAGGCUCAGAGCUCUGAAAUUAAAAUUCAUAAUGCACUGGGGGAAAUAGUUAGACAUUUUCAAACCUUUAGGAUUCACAUUUUAACCAGGGAUUGCAUUUUUCUUUUGGCUGAUUGCAUGACAGGCCUAGGCUGCUGUCUACAAACGACAUCUUAAAGCCUGUAAUUUCUGAGAAAGGAGUACAGCAUCUUCACCAUCUAGAAGGCAAUGUGCUUCUACUUCAUGUUCAAUAAGAAAGGAUAAAGCGGACAAGAUGGGCCAGCCCUUUUAGUGAAAUCAAGAAAGACAAAAAGUCCCCGCCCGUCUAACCCCACUGCCCUUUCCUAUCCUAUCUUAGCAGUCUUGCAGCUGAGAACUAGUAAAAUGAAAGUGAGAUGAAAAGAUUUACUGAUCAAUCUGUUUGAAAAUCUUAGAACUCCCCGCAGUGCUAUUUUGAGCCAUCCUAGUUUCCUGAAAGUCAUGGCCAGGCCGGUCUUCCAGAAUCUUCCUCGGUGUAGAACCUCGGCUCUGUCCUCAUCUGGGUGGAUCUCCCUCAUGAGUACACUCCCAGCUUAGUGUUUAACAUCGUUUCCUCUGCCACAGAGAGAAUAUUCUAGUGACACGUGUUUAGGCCAGCACGGGACGCGCCCGAGAUAAAAGGGUUUCCCUCUUUUUUUUUUUUUUUUUUUGGUUUAAAGUUGACCCUCGAGGUGGCUGGAGCAAUCAUGCAUGUUUGAUGUCCUCUGUUGCUCACUCAAAUCUCUGAACCUGUCCUUUCAGUUUGUGGGUAACUGGCAGACAGGCCAAAGGCUGAAUGGUGCUUUUCAUCUGUCCCUUAGAGGGAUGGAACAGGUGUUUCCAUCUCCUGUGCAUCGGAUAGAGUUUUUGAAGUGAGAUUUUACGGAGUCAGAGGGCACUUCACUCAGAUCUCCGUGUGCUUUGAGACCCAGAGGGGGUCCUUUGAUUGUUGCAUGUCUUUGCCCUCUGGACGACUUAAUAUUUCAAGUAAUUGAUUGAAUAGCAACCUGCCUACCUACCCACCUGCCUCCCUUCCUCCCGGUACAGUCCUUUGUUAACUUGUAGGUAUUACAGUGGCUGGCUCAUGCAGCUCUGCUGAAGUUUCUAAACAUACAAAAAUCAAAAUCGCAGCUUGGAUACUUGAGACAGGGGCACACCUUCCUCUUCUGGGACACUUAGCAGUAGGAAGCAUGGCCAUACACUAGUGGUGGGGUGUCCGGUAGAACUUCAGGCAAGACCAGCUGGAACCAGAUGAGCUUAAUCUCAAAGACUGGGUCUGUGUGUGGGACCAGGUGGCUUAUUUCAAAAUAGGCCUCCAGUGGGAACAGCAGGGAAGCUCUUGGGGUCUGGUUUUGUCGAUGGUUGCACAAUGGGUAUUCUGUCUGAGCAGCUGCUUUAGGGGAGUGUUUUGCAGGGUAACCCUGUCCCACUGCGGUAUGAUGUAGUUUUUAUGGUCAAUCUCAUGCUCACUCUGUAGAUAGGUAGAGGGUAUGGCGCAAAUGUGAAUGCAUCUGUUGUUUCCUGACUGUAAGCAGCAGGGAAUGAUCAGUGCGCCACACUGGAGAGCUAUGCACUGAUGGUACUCAGGACUCCUGGCUGAUGCUUCCAGCCUAGGGGGUCAAGGACUUUAAUGAACUCUGGCUCUAUAGUGUGGUUGCUUACACCGCUGGUGCUAAAUGCCAAGCAAAUGGAAAUAAUGGUCUGUUUUAAUGUUCUAAGCGUAAAUUAUGCUUUCUUUGCAUUCAUUUGUCUUCUUGGUUCAUUUGGAUUGUCCAUGAGUUCCCAGCUCUCCAUAUUGGAGGCUGAAAGUGUGAUGUUUCUGCUAAUUCCUUCCCCUGAAGAACUGGCGAGCCAUGUUCCUCCAUGCAUGGGUUCCCCAGACAGGCUGGUAGCACUGAUGUCAGGUAGAAAUAACACUUACACUUCCCACCGCUUGUAGAGGAACACACAGGGAUGUCUCCCAAGAGUGCCACCUCUACAGAGCCUUGCACCAGCUUCUCUGUGCCUCCUCACAGGGAGAAGCCAGGGACUUGCCACGGCCAUGGCUUAGAGUUCAGAAAGCCAAGAUACGGGGUUUGACUUGGGGGUGGGCCAGGCUGUCAGACCCAGAUGAAGCAUUUGGGGAUCAUAAAAGACCCCUGGUAGGUGGUGGGGCUGGGGUAUGAGAGGAUGGGCAUUCUGCUCUACUGCAACCAAGUUUUCUUUUAAAGACAAGUUUAUACAAGACUGGAGUUUGCAGCCUUCUGAGUUCUGCGCUAUGGGAGGAGAUAUUUGUUCUGGCCAACUUAGCGAGGCAACAUAGAUGUUCUUGGCAUAAGGUAGGAAGCUUUGCUUCAUUAAUCUUACUGCUCUCUCCCAAGAAUCCCUGAAGUUUUAAGCAAUUUCUGCAAAAUGCUUUCUACCAGUAAAAUAACAAAACCCACCCACACAGCCAUAGCAAGAACCCAAAGCAGAGAAAUGCACAGGACUGUCCAGCUGAGAGGGACUGGUCCCCCCCUCUUCCCACCCUUUCUCCCUCUCUCGCACUCUUCCUUCCUCCCUCCUCAUUUCUUCUUUCUUUCCUUCCCAACACCCAUCCACUGACAUCUGCUUAGCUUGUCCUUUGUCCAUUUCUGCAGCUGGGCUCCUAAGAUGGUCCCUCCAAUCAGUCAUGUGGCUUUAAGGCCAAAACCUGAAAGCAAGGGUUAGUCCUCAGACUGUAGGAUCCGUAGUAGAUUUCUAUAAAGACUAAAAAUAAACCUUAGGGCUGACAAGCACUUUGUUCUUGGGCUUUGGAUAAGAUCAGCUCGCAUCCCGGAAGCUUCCUGUCAUUCCUGCUGUGCAUCUGUGUUCUGCUCAUGUGUCACAUGGAGCUCUUUGGCUUACGGAGGGCAGGUGUUAUUCUAAUUUCAGAGAGAAGGAGGUAGACACAGAACCGAAGUGGAUGGCCUGCCUGAGAUUGUCCAGUUUUAAGCAGCAAAGCUAGAACUUUCCCGUGGACAGCAGGUGCUGUGUUUUCUCUCUCUCGUACUCUGCUGUGCCUGCCCCAAGACAGACUCUGUUACCAUGACAGUGAAGACAACAGCAGUUCUUGUAGAUUAAGUAAAUGUGCAAGAAGAAUGAAGAACCAGGGGGAAAGUCAUGCCCGAUAUACACCGUUCAAUCAUCAAUGCCAUCAAACAAUUAGCAAGCACCUCAGAACUAUGGGACAUGCCUAGCCGGGCUUGAGAAAGCCUUCCAGAAGUGGUGGAUGGCUUCAGUUGUCUAGGGAGGAUUUCUAGCAGGCAUGGCUGUAUCUCCUCGAACAUAGCCAUGCAGGGAAUGCUGAGUCUGGACACAUCUGGUUCUUGUCACGAUGUCUACCAGAUACGAUGAGUUCUAGGAGAGAGAGAUUAAAAACCCCAAACACAGGAGCAGUGAUGAAUUGCUCUGGGCCAUUGUUGUGUUGUUCUUCUCGUGGAAUGAGGCUGUGUGUUUUUAGGGGAAAAAAAAAUCAAUGUGAGAUGUUGCAAGUUGAGCUGCUAGGAGUGCUCACGAUGGAAAUUUCUCUGGCUAGGGGAGCUCCAUGCAAGCCAGAUGAAGGUCUGAGGGAGGCUCUCCGGUUUGCAUGCCCCCUAAAGGAGAUCUCACGGCAGCUUCCUGACUCUUCUGCAGAAGACUCACUCCUCGUGUGGCUUCACUCCUUGUGGGACGGAAGUUACUUCCUUAGACAAUGCCAAGGGUUUUGUUCGAAAGCGUGCUAGAGCAGAAUCAGCAACCUAGCAGCAGGUGCAUAGAACAAGUUUAGAUCUGGGGCACCAUGGAAAAAGUGGGGAGAAACGCAGGGCAGAUGAUGGUUAGGGAAUGAAUGCUUUGUGGGGAAGGAGGAAGAAGCUUGAAAGAGUAAUUUAAUAAUUUAAUAAUUUUUGUUGCCUUAGCAGAGGGUAGAAUGACCAGGCAUAUCGGCAGCAUGCCAAUCAUUGAACAGCAUCCUCUGGAAUGCUGAUUCAAGUAACAGUGACAUCAUUGGGCCGCUGGACUCUCAGCCGAGCACUCUGCUCUUUACCCUGUCCCAUUGCUUGUGCCAGAAGCCACCUUUUUCUAGUGGGAAACUACGCAUUCCCUAUCCAGCCCCCUGACUAUCAGGAAUGUACGAGAACUGUGAUAAAAUAGGCCAAGAUGCCAUUUGGUACUGUUUUUAUGUCUUUUAAAUGCACAACUUAGGUGAAAUAAUACUUUAUACGUGUAUGGAAGUAAGUUUUACAGUAGGCGGACAAUGGCGGGUGUGUUUUCAAGUUGUAUCUACUUAGCUCUUUUUGGAAAAUAGAUUGAACACAUGAUAUGCCUCUUAAUUCUAUAUAUUCUGUAAUCCUAUGAAUAAAAAGUAGUAAAUGCCUA
This is a messenger RNA of Grammomys surdaster, 6304 nucleotides long. It is a transcript of the gene Lgi2, whose product is annotated as leucine rich repeat LGI family member 2. Gene Ontology annotation, molecular function: protein binding. The record is from RefSeq and is a predicted model, not a curated record. Lineage: Eukaryota; Metazoa; Chordata; Mammalia; Rodentia; Muridae. The coding region runs from base 196 to 1848 and encodes 550 amino acids. Gene Ontology annotation, biological process: inhibitory synapse assembly. The transcript is spliced from 7 exons.